AUGGAAAAGAAGAAGGAAACGCUUCUGAACAAAAUUUACUACAACCCCAAGAACGAGGCUAGUUUUGGUGGUUUAGAAAAACUUUAUCGUGCGGCGAGAGCAACGAAAAACAACCUAAAUAUUAGUCGAAAUGACGUGCGUGAAUGGUUACGCUCGCAAGAGAUAUAUAGCUUACACAAGCCUGUCCGGAAAAAUUAUCCUCGAACGAGAGUUUUUGUUGCCGGUAUAGAUGGUCAAUUUGAAGCUGAUUUGGCGGACUUUCAGUCGCUUAGUGCACAGAAUGAUAACUAUAGGUUUUUACUUGUUUGUAUCGACUGUUUCAGUAAAUAUGCCUGGGUUAGAGCGGUGAAAAAUAAGACAGGGCCAGUCGUUACACGUGCUUUUCGAGACAUUUUGGAACAAGGCCGGGUGCCGAACUAUCUCCAUACCGAUCAGGGCACAGAGUUUUUGAAUUAACAAUUCCGAAAUCUCAUGAAGCAAUACAGUAUUCAGUUUUUUACCACCAACAGUGAGACAAAAGCAAGCAUAGCCGAAAGAUUUAUAAGGACAUUAAAACUAAAAAAUAUAUCGUUAUUUCACGGCAAAAAACACUGUCCGUUAUAUUGACGCACUGCAAGAUAUAGUAUACUCGUACAAUCACACUCUUCACAGGACGAUCAAGGAAAUUCCAGCUAAUGUGACCAGGAAAAAUGAAUUCCAAGUCAGGCAAACGCUUUAUGGAGAGAAAAAACCCAAUCCGAAAUUUAAGUUCAAUGUAGGUGAUCUAGUAAAAAUAAAUAAGACGCGAAGACCAUUUGAGAAAGCGUAUAAUCAAGGUUGGACAGAGGAAAACGUUACCAUAGCUGAACAAAUUGCACGAAUUCCGCCAGUGUACAAAAUUAAGGAUUUUGGAAACGAAAUUCUUGAUGGGAUAUUUUACGAAGCUGAACUGCAAAAAGUCGUUAAAAAAGACGAUGUGUAUAGAGUGGAUAGCAUUCUUCGCACACGAACCAGGAACGGUCGCAAGCAAUAUCUGGUCAGUUGGAAAAAUUACCCUACAAAAUUUAACAGUUGGGUAGAUGAAAAAGAUAUAACCCACAUCAAGUAA
Molecule: messenger RNA, 1087 nt
Organism: Paramuricea clavata
Lineage: Eukaryota; Metazoa; Cnidaria; Anthozoa; Malacalcyonacea; Plexauridae
Source: the annotation of a GenBank genome assembly